Aegilops tauschii subsp. strangulata is the source of this 1642-nucleotide messenger RNA. RefSeq names its product aluminum-activated malate transporter 1. Gene Ontology annotation, biological process: malate transport. Lineage: Eukaryota; Viridiplantae; Streptophyta; Magnoliopsida; Poales; Poaceae. The record is from RefSeq and is a predicted model, not a curated record.
AUGGGUUAGGAGGAAUGUGAGCGCGCCAUGUGUUUGUCCGCCAGUGCCUAACUGCCGCACUGCCUCAAAAGGCGCGUGCUAGGGUACUGUACUUAAUUAGCAGCGCCGUACGCGCUUGAGCUUGCAUUGCAUCUGCCAUGGAUAUUGAUCACGGCAGAGAGAGCGACGGCGAGAUGGUGGGCACCAUCGCCAGCUGCGGGCUGCUGCUCCACUCGCUUCUCGCCGGGCUCGGGCGUCGCGCCGCCGGGUUCGCCCGGAAGGUGGGCGGCGCCGCGCGGGAGGACCCGAGGCGGGUGGCGCACUCGCUCAAAGUCGGCCUGGCGCUCGCGCUGGUGUCCGUCGUCUACUUCGUCACGCCGCUCUUCAACGGCCUCGGGGUGUCCGCGAUAUGGGCCGUGCUCACCGUCGUCGUCGUCAUGGAGUACACCGUCGGUGCCACGCUGAGUAAAGGCUUGAACAGAGCCUUGGCGACGUUGGUGGCUGGCUGCAUCGCCGUCGGAGCUCAUCAGUUAGCUGAAUUAGCUGAACGCUGUGGUGAUCAGGGAGAGCCCAUAGUGCUCACCGUGCUCGUCUUCUUCGUAGCGUCAGCGGCGACGUUCUUGCGCUUCAUCCCGGAGAUCAAGGCCAAGUACGACUACGGCGUGACCAUCUUCAUACUGACCUUCGGUCUGGUGGCCGUGUCGAGCUACAGAGUGGAGGAGCUCAUCCAGCUCGCGCACCAGCGGUUCUACACCAUAGCCGUCGGCGUCUUCAUCUGCCUCUGCACCACCGUCUUCCUCUUCCCCGUCUGGGCCGGAGAGGACGUCCACAAGCUCGCCUCCGGCAACCUCGACAAACUCGCUCAGUUCAUUGAAGGAAUGGAAUUCAACUGCUUUGGCGAAAACAGUGUUGCAAAUAAUUUUGGGGGAAAGGAUUCCCCCCAAAUGCACAAGAGCGUCCUUAAUUCGAAGGCCACUGAGGACUCUUUGUGCACCUUUGCCAAAUGGGAGCCUCGUCAUGGCCAGUUCAGAUUUCGACACCCAUGGAGCCAAUACCAGAAGCUGGGAACUCUUUGUCGCCAAUGUGCGUCUUCUAUGGAGGCUCUUGCUUCAUAUGUCAUCACAACCUCAAAAACCCAGUGCCCUGCUGCAGCCAACCCUGAGCUAUCAUGUAAGGUUCGAAAAACAUGUGGCGAAAUGAGCUUGCAUUCCUCCAAGGUGCUUAGGGAUCUCGCAAUGGCAACUCGAACAAUGACUGUGCCGUCUCCAGUGAAUAUCACCAUGGCUACAGCCGUGAAAGCAGCGGAAAGCCUCAGAAGCGAGCUUGCAGAGAACACGGCUCUGUUGCAAGUGAUGCAUGUGGCCGUCACCGCAACACUUCUUGCGGACUUGGUUGAUAGGGUGAAGGAAAUCGCGGAAUGUGUUGAUGUCCUAGCAAGACUGGCGCACUUUAAGAACCCCGAGGACACAAAAAAUGUCGUUGUCAGUACCGUGAGUCGAGGGAUAGACGAACCUUUGCCUGACGUGGUUAUUUUGUAAAUCUUCAAAACAUUGGUAGACUAUAUGGUGAAGAACAUGGUAGUACUAUAGUAGUACUAUGUAUCGAUACUGGAGGGUCUUGUAUUGGUUGAUUUAGAUUUAUUACUGCUGAGACAUGUUGGAUA